UUUGUCAGAUAAUUAGUUUGUAUGUCUUGUGCUCCGUUUAACCUAACACUAAUCCAACAUUUCCUUUUCUUCUCUUCUAUUCUCCUUUUUAUCGCCGCCAACACCUCGUUCAGAUCGCAAGUUUGUUCUUGCUACCAUUAUUUCGAUCGAUCUCUUGAAGAUUACUUUUAUUACCUCUCCGAAGCUUCUAGUAUCAUUGCAAUCUUUACUAUAGCUACCACUUAAAGCAGAAGAUGGCUCAUACCACCAUGAAGCCUCCUCCAACCAAACUAGUAGAUGACCUAGUGGUCGAAAUCCUCUCUCGAGUUCCUGCCAAGUCCUUGAUGAGAUUCCAAUGCAUUUCCAGAGCAUGGCUUGCUUUCACCUCCGACAUCUACUACCGGACGAAACUUCCGGCCACCAUGUCUGGUCUCUUCUACACCAUCAGCACCUGGAACGCCGAUACAAGCUGGAGCUCCGACAUCCAAUAUCUCAGCUUAUCAGUGGACAGGACCAUUGAUACUACUCUGAGUUUCUUGCCGCCUCUCCAAAACUUAGACAUCUUAGAUAGCUGCAAUGGCCUGCUCCUCUGCAAGUCAUGCAAUGCCAAAUCCGAGGACGACUGCUACUAUGUCUGCAACCCUGCAACGAAAAAAUGGAUUACCCUCCCAAAACCAGAUGAAAGCUUAGAUAAUUUUUUCUUGGCUUUUGAUCCUCAAGUCUCCCAUCAUUUCCAUGUCCUUCACUUCGAUGAUGGUGUGAAAAGAACCCGCACCAAGCUUGAGAUCUUUUCAUCCAAGACAGGUGAAUGGGUUCACAGCCAAGUGCACUGGGAGGAUAAUAUGGCCUACAUGCUUUCCUUCCCUGGUGUUUUCUUUGAUGGGAUUGUUCAUAUGUUGAGUGCUGAAGACUAUGUCCUGGGAUUCGAUCACAAGGGAAACAUUUGCAGUAAAAUCAAGCUGCCUGAAACUGAAUCUUUUGGGAACAAAUGGAUUGGUUGCUCAGGUGGGUAUUUAAAUUUGGCCUUCAAACGGGAGGACAAAAUAAAGUUCUGGAUUCUGAAGGACUACUGUAAUAAUGAAUGGGUUCUUAAGCAUUCUAUGGAUGUGGAAACUAUUCCUCAUAAAGAGCGUUCCAAGACAGUUGAUCCUGAGUUUUACCUCCAGGAUUUUGACUAUUUUGAUAUUGUGGCAUUUCACCCCGACUUGGAUGUUGUUUUCCUGCAAGUGGGAGAUGAGCUCCUUGCCUACCACUUGAACACUGCAAGAACGGAAGAACUUGUUAGCUUGAGAUGUGAAUGGCUAGCAAAAUUUUAUACUUAUUCACCUUGCUUGUUGGAUAGCUUUGGUGGCAUCUAGCUGAUGGGUUGGUGAAGGUGGAUUACAUGGACUGUGCUUUAUGGAUAGCCUUUGUUGAUGUUCAGAACAUAUUAGGAUUAUCUUGCGUUCCUUGAUGGCAUAGUAGUAUUGUGGACUGCAUGGUAUGUUGGGAUCAAGUUUGCUUCCGAACUUUUAAUCAAAAUUUGAUAAUUCUGUUAAUUUAUCAGAACUGGUGUAGCUGGGACAAUACUGGUAUCUAUUCAGGAGAGGAUAUAGGAUCUAAUAUGGUGUUUCAUUUAUUUCUCGAUUUAUUCUAGAAAAUAUCUUAUCUCAGG
This is a messenger RNA of Elaeis guineensis (African oil palm), 1633 nucleotides long. Its product is annotated as F-box protein At5g49610. The record is from RefSeq and is a predicted model, not a curated record. Gene Ontology annotation, molecular function: protein binding. Lineage: Eukaryota; Viridiplantae; Streptophyta; Magnoliopsida; Arecales; Arecaceae.